Messenger RNA from Cynara cardunculus var. scolymus (artichoke), 1782 nucleotides. RefSeq names its product membrane protein of ER body-like protein. Lineage: Eukaryota; Viridiplantae; Streptophyta; Magnoliopsida; Asterales; Asteraceae. The coding region runs from base 92 to 1621 and encodes 509 amino acids. The record is from RefSeq and is a predicted model, not a curated record. The transcript is spliced from 6 exons.
UGAUCAUAUUAUAAUAAGCUCUCCAACAACAUUCAUCUAGCAACCAGAAAAGCUUUAAUCUGUACUAGUGGUGCUCUCAGAAGCUGCGGAGAUGGAAAUAGUGGUGGAGGUGCGGUCACCGGAGAUGGAUACCGGCGUGGAAGAUGCGGUGGAAGCUUGCGGAUUGCAAGCUCGGAGGAAACCACGACUUCAAUACUCCGGUCCUGCUAUUGUUCAUGGACUCACAAAGGGAGACAACGGCGGCGGAGAACCAUCGGAAAACGCCACCUACUUACACCAAAAUGGAGGAGCAAUCAAAGAUUUGGAUAUUCAUAAGAUUCAGAAUCCCGGUAAGUAUGAUGCGAUCAACUCUGGAAUCACCGAAACCGCCAGUGCUAGCAGCGAAGAAACUGGAGAAAGCUUGAGAUCUGAACUAACUGAAGAAGACAUCGUGGAGGAGGAAGUAGUAGAGUUGGAAUUCGAUAAGGCGAUAUCGAAGCUCCAUACGCACAGGAUGCACUGCCCUAAUUGUGAUGCUCAGAUCACCAAAGUAGUUCUUCGUCGGAAAAUAACGAGAAGGCCACGGCCUCCGAUCGACGAACCAGAAAAGCCAAUCGAUCUGCUUGGAUGCUUAUCGUGCUUCAGCUUGUUCACAUCCGCAGGAAAUCCGUUUUCAAUUUUCCGGGAUAAACCACGUGUGAAUGCAGUUCCACAACCUGAUGGAAACGAAGAGGAAAUCGAAUCUGGUGAGAAUGCAGGGAACUGUUUCAGCAUCUUUCGAGUUUUUAGGAAUGAACCCAACGUUCCGACCAUACAAGAUAUGACGAAACCAGGUCUCCCUUCUCCUUCCCCCACCACGGAUACCAUAUAUGUUCCAAGCAAACCUUUGGGCGAACAUCGUGGAUCUUCGCUGGACGUUACACCAGAAAAACCCGAAACAAGUAUCGAGAUACCACCCGCCACCUCCCCUGCAAUUGGAGCUCCUCAAACACAAGAACCGGUAGGACAAGAUUCUACAUCUUUUGAGAUCUUGAAGAGCGUAGUCUAUGGAGGUUUAAUGGAGGUGAUUGCAAGUUUAAGUGUUGUAGCAUCUGCCGUUGCUGCUGAUGCCGCCACUCUGACCAUCGUAGCGUUGGCGAUUGCAAAUCUAAUUGGCGGGAUCUUUGUCAUCGGCCAUAAUCUUUGGGACUUAAAAGAUGACUGCUACAAAUUCUCGACACAACAAAUAACUCGUAACAAGUACAAAGAGUUACUAGGACGGGUCGAGCAUUUCCCACUACACGUGUUCUUUGCGAUACUAUCCUUCUUUGUGUUCGGGAUCAUCCCUCCUGUCGUCUACGGAUACUCAUUUCACGAGACCAACGAUAAGGAUUUCACCAUCGUGGUGGUUGCAGCCGCGUCUCUCGUGUGUGUCGGUUUACUAGCGAUAUUCAAGGCAUACGUUGAUAGAUGCACUAGGUUCCUCGGAUACGUGAAGACGAUUGCAUACUACUUGACUACAACAAUUGCGGUCUCGGGUAUUUCUUAUGUGGUUGGAAAUCUAGUAACGAGGUUGAUUGAGGAUCUCGGGUUGUUUGAGACGAUCCCCGGUGUGGCUAUGUCGCUCCUUCCCGAAACAAACCCAUCUUUGGCAUAUUACUGAUGCCUUAUUAUCAAUGGUACAAGUCUCCUUAGGCCAAUAGAUUUUUAUCUCUAGAGACCUAUGAGAUUAGUCAAGAUGUGCACAAGCAGACCCGGACACUCUGUUACAAAAAGAUGUUGUAUUCAUUUACUUUGUCGUUUGCGUACUUUUGGUUUUGUUUU